Molecule: messenger RNA, 6406 nt
Organism: Neomonachus schauinslandi (Hawaiian monk seal)
Lineage: Eukaryota; Metazoa; Chordata; Mammalia; Carnivora; Phocidae
Gene: PIK3R1
Product: phosphoinositide-3-kinase regulatory subunit 1
Exons: 15
Coding region: 216-2393 (725 amino acids)
Biological process (GO): insulin receptor signaling pathway; phosphatidylinositol phosphate biosynthetic process
Cellular component (GO): phosphatidylinositol 3-kinase complex
Molecular function (GO): 1-phosphatidylinositol-3-kinase regulator activity; protein binding
Source: RefSeq, a predicted model, not a curated record
CCCUGUCUUCAGUCAUACCAUUGAUGGAGGACAGAUGGAUAGCCGGACAUCCGGUCACCUCUCCUCUUAAACCUUUGGAGAGUUGUCCUUUGUCCUCUGCCGGACACAUAUUAGGAAUCUUAACUUACUCUCUGAAUUCGCUUUCCAUAGAAACGUGAGAUCAGACUGCAGCGUGUCACCAGACUCCUCUGUUGCAUGGUCACACACUCACCAACAUGAGUGCCGAGGGCUAUCAGUACCGAGCGCUGUAUGAUUACAAGAAGGAACGAGACGAAGAUAUUGACUUGCACUUGGGUGAUGUCUUGACUGUGAAUAAAGGGUCCUUAGUAGCUCUUGGAUUCAGUGACGGACAGGAAGCCAGGCCUGAAGAAAUCGGCUGGUUAAAUGGUUAUAAUGAAACCACAGGGGAAAGAGGGGACUUUCCAGGAACUUAUGUUGAAUAUAUUGGAAGGAAAAAAAUCUCGCCUCCCACACCAAAGCCCCGACCACCUCGACCCCUUCCUGUUGCACCAGGUUCUUCGAAAGCUGAAGCAGACAGUGAGCAACAGCAAGCUUUGGCCCUUCCAGAUCUCGCCGAGCAGUUUGCCCCUCCUGACAUUGCCCCGCCUCUUCUCGUGAAGCUAGUGGAAGCCAUUGAAAAGAAAGGUCUGGAAUGUUCAACUCUAUACAGAACACAGAGCUCCAGCAACCCAGCAGAAUUACGACAGCUUCUUGAUUGUGAUGCCGCCUCCAUGGACUUGGAAAUGAUCGAUGUGCAAGUUUUAGGAGACGCUUUUAAACGCUAUCUUGUGGACUUACCGAAUCCUGUCAUUCCAGUAGCCGUUUACAAUGAAAUGAUUUAUUUAGCCCAAGAAGUACAGAGCCCUGAAGAAUAUAUCCAGCUGUUGAAGAAGCUCAUUAGGGCACCUAACAUACCUCAUCAGUAUUGGCUUACGCUUCAGUAUUUGCUAAAACAUUUCUUCAAGCUCUCUCAAACCUCCAGCAAGAAUCUUCUGAGUGCAAGAGUACUCUCUGAACUUUUCAGCCCUCUGCUUUUCAGAUUCCCGGCAGCCAGCUCUGAGAAUACUGAACACCUCAUAAAAGUUAUAGAAAUUUUAAUCUCAACUGAGUGGAAUGAACGACAGCCUGCACCAGCAUUGCCUCCUAAACCACCAAAACCCACUACUGUAGCCAACAACGGUAUGAAUAACAAUAUGUCCUUACAAGAUGCUGAAUGGUACUGGGGAGAUAUCUCAAGGGAAGAAGUGAAUGAAAAACUUCGAGAUACAGCUGAUGGGACCUUUUUGGUACGAGACGCAUCUACUAAAAUGCAUGGUGAUUAUACUCUUACACUAAGGAAAGGAGGAAAUAACAAAUUAAUCAAAAUAUUUCACCAAGAUGGGAAAUAUGGCUUCUCUGACCCACUGACCUUCAACUCUGUGGUUGAACUAAUAAACCACUACCGGAAUGAGUCUCUAGCUCAGUAUAAUCCCAAACUGGACGUAAAGUUACUUUAUCCAGUAUCCAAAUACCAACAGGAUCAAGUUGUCAAAGAAGAUAAUAUUGAAGCUGUAGGAAAAAAGUUACAUGAAUAUAACACUCAAUUUCAAGAAAAAAGUCGGGAAUAUGAUAGAUUAUAUGAAGAUUAUACCCGUACUUCCCAGGAAAUCCAAAUGAAAAGAACAGCUAUUGAAGCCUUUAAUGAAACCAUAAAAAUAUUUGAAGAACAGUGCCAAAGUCAGGAACGGUACAGCAAAGAAUACAUAGAAAAAUUUAAACGUGAAGGCAAUGAGAAAGAAAUACAAAGGAUUAUGCAUAAUUAUGAGAAGUUAAAGUCCCGAAUCAGUGAAAUUGUGGACAGUCGAAGAAGACUGGAGGAAGACUUGAAGAAGCAGGCAGCUGAGUACCGGGAGAUUGACAAACGCAUGAACAGCAUUAAACCAGACCUCAUUCAGCUGAGAAAGACAAGAGACCAAUACUUGAUGUGGUUGACUCAGAAAGGUGUUCGGCAGAAGAAGCUGAAUGAGUGGUUGGGCAAUGAAAAUACGGAAGACCAAUAUUCGCUGGUGGAAGAUGAUGAGGAUUUGCCGCACCACGACGAGAAGACCUGGAAUGUGGGCAGCAGCAACAGAAACAAAGCUGAGAACCUACUCCGAGGGAAACGAGACGGCACCUUCCUGGUCCGGGAGAGCAGCAAACAGGGCUGCUACGCCUGCUCCGUAGUGGUGGACGGCGAAGUCAAGCACUGUGUCAUCAACAAAACGGCCACCGGCUACGGCUUCGCCGAGCCCUAUAACCUGUACGGCUCUCUGAAAGAACUGGUGCUUCAUUACCAGCACACGUCCCUCGUGCAGCACAAUGACUCGCUCAACGUCACACUGGCCUACCCGGUAUACGCACAGCAGAGACGAUGAAGCGCUUGGCCUCGGAUCCUGCUCCUGACCUUCAGCCACUCUGAGGCCUCUGGACAGCACAGGGCUCCUCCUCUCCGGCCUUGACCUGUCGUUGAGCUGCGGAAACGAGGCCAUCUGCCUUCAGAUGGGACAAAAGAGUAGAGGGGAAGACACGCAGCCUAGCACCGUGCGGUGACCCUACGUCUCUGAUCUGGAGCGCUUGUCCUUCCUUCUGUUUUGGGGGGGUUUUUUGUUUGUUGGUUUUGUUUUGGGGGUUUUGUUUUUUUUUUGGUUUAAUUUAAGCCACAACAACACACGACACAAGGAGAAAAAGACAUGCAAAAAUCUCCACGUGCAGGGACAAAGAGGCCUUUAACCAUGGUGCUUGUUCAUGCUUUCUGAAGCUUUACCAGCUCAAAGUGGGGACCUCGGAGACCAGAGGGUGGACAGGCUCCAGAGCCCCGGCCUGCGAGUGCUCGCGCCAGGCUGGCUGGGCCUGGGCCUUGCUGUGCACGGUGGACCCGGACACGUGGCACUGUGGAUUAUUUCCUUUUCUAACAGAUGAACCAUAUGUAGCAGAAAGGCACUUCGGCUCACAAGAGACAUUCUGGGAGACCAUCGGCUCACGUACGUUCAGAGGAAAUUCUGUUGUAGCGGAGUGCCAGAAAGUGUUUUGUUUAGACUUUGAAAAACAAAAAAACGACCCCACCAGUGGAAAAAACAGAGCUUGGAAAACAAGACUUUAAAUGACAUUCAUUAUAUAAAAUAUGUACAUAACAAUGGAUGACUAACUAUCAGAUAGAUAGAUUUGUAUCAAUACCAAAUAGCUUCUGUUUUGUUUUGCUGAAGGCUAAAUACAAAGUGCUAUGCAAUUCUUAAUUGUCAUUGUUAUCUCAAUUUUAAAUGUACCUUCAGAAUAAGCUUCCCCCGCCCAUUUCUGUUGCUUGAAAAUAUUGUCCCUGAUUUUUUUGUUAAUAUUCGUUUGUGAUUCUUUUCCUUUUUUUAAAAAAAAAGAAAUGUACAGGAUGCCAGUAAAAAAAAGAAAAAAAAGCUUCAGAAUUAAAACUAUGAAAUAUUUUACAGUUUUUCUUGUACAGAGUACUUGGCUAUUAGCCCAAGGUUAAAAAGUUCAUAACAGAUUUUUUGGACUAAAUGUUUUGUUGGGCAGUGCCUGAUAAGCUUCAAAGCUGCUUUAUUCAAUAAAAAAAAAGAGAAAGAUAUAUAAAUAUGACAAAGUAUCGCUGAGUUCAACAAUGUUUCAAGACUCUUAAAAUACGGUACCUGGUAAUGUUUGUUUCGUAAAGAAUUGUGAACUUCUUGAAUCAGGGGGUGGGGAGGGGAUGUAGCAAAGGGAUGUACAGGUCGGGCGGCGGGAGGGGUGGCAAGAUGGUAUGCACUUUUCUCAUGAUUGCGGAGAAGUGAGUAACUUAUACUUCAGUCUUUUCCCACUCUCAUUUGCUAGUUACUAUACAUUAAUGACAAGUACAGACCGACUGGGACUCUAACGCGGUGUGGCGGCAGGUCAGAUAAUGUAGUUGGUAGGAAGAAAGUCAGCCUCCUGGGGCGGUGUUCACCUUUAUUUGGAACACUGCAGGGUAUAAUCGCUGCAUUUAGAAUAUGUGUCUCUUUUUAACAUGAGAUUACCCAUUACAACUAAUAAACAUUCAUUUCAGAAAAAGCCAUGACCUGAAAAAAGAUUUUUAUCUGCACAUCUGUUAUUUUCCUACCUUCCCAUUCAACUGAGACCACAAGGCCGAUACCCAUGCUCCGAGCCGCUCCUGUGCUGGGCUCUGGAGAGCUCAGUAAAGGCCACUGCGGGGAUUCCCGACAGUCCUCCUGGGUCAUCCAAGUCAGCGUACGGUUUCCACUUCAGCGUGGGGGAAAGGCAGGGGUCUUAGAGCAUCCUUUCCAACUUGGGGCCAGAGGGAGAGUCUGUCCCGGACUUCCACAUGCCCAGUCCAUUCUGUGUGGCGGCAAGCGUCCGUGUGUGGGGAGGGCCAGAGGAUCGAUGUGACAGUCCCGACCCUGGUAGUUUCCAGUGGAGUCUCACAAGUGCAGUUUUCCUUUGCCAGGAUCGCUUCAGCCACGGCUUUAUUUCAGAUACUCCGGGGAGGGCUUUGUGUCGUGGUUUGCAAUGGUAAUUCCUUUUAAAAACUCUUUUGAAGUAACUGGUCCAGCAGCUGACUUCAACUGCAGAAUGUCGGUCUUACGGCCAGACUGUCAGCCCUGAGACCUGACUGCACUGACCAGACCAUCUCCCUCUCAUCGCCACACGACCGAGGACUGCCCUGCUUGUAAGUGUCGCCUUGAAAACUGUCCCACUUCCCAUGCAAGCCCGCCGCUUCUUUAAGAGUGGUUUAUAAACUAACGUCCUGGUGGGGUCUUUUUUGGUAGCACAUCCAUGGAUGCUGUUAAGUAUAAUUUUCAUUUCACAUUUAAAAUACAAGAUCUGAGAUGGAAUGUUUCGUUAAAAGAUAGUUUUGUUAACAUUUUUGGUUCACCACUCUCCCAAGAUGGCUCGGUCUCUAGGCACCUGCCUUAGUUUUGCAUCUCACAGACGUAAGUGCAGUAGGGCUCUCUCUGAGCAGCCAAGGCAGGCUUCAUCAUUCCCUGUUUAUAGUGAGUUACACUGUAGCCAUGAGGUCACGCCUCUGCCAAAUGCCUUCUGGAUUGCGUGUAGCGUGCCCACCACAUUCGUCCUUCUACACGCUUGACCAGAAGAGCUCUUGGGGUUCGAUUGGUCAUCUCCUAAUAACACUGAGUGGCUCAUGAGUAUGAAUGGAUACAGCAGAGGCACUCCUGAGAACAUGCUUUCAUGCACGCAGUGAUUUUUUCCCCACGCGCUGCAGCAUCCAGAGGCUAAGCUAGCUGCAGCGAGGCUGUGAGGGGGCUGGACAGUGGGAGCACGGGGACCCGAUGCUACCCACAAGAGAAAAAUCCUAACCCUGGGAGAAGGCAAAAAGCAUGUGUUUGCAACAUCUGACAAGUUCACGGCCCUUGAUAUAUGUAUAUAUGUAUAUGUGCAUGGACUGUUUCCAGUACACUUUUCAGCCAAAACAGAUCCACAGUCGUUGGGUUCAAGUACAUAACAAGCACAUGUCUAGUACAACUCUGUGUAUGUGUAUGGGUUGUUUUUUUUUCCUUUGAAGUGGCUUUGUCUUGUCUUCUAAAGGUGAAAAUUGUUGGCAAGUGAAGCGAGAAGUUCAUAAUUCUUUGGCUUUUCUCUGCUUUGUAAAGUUUCUCCUUUCGGUGAGCUGGUCUGGAUGACUUGCUUAACUUGGAAAUCCUCAUUUUCAGUGUGUCGAGUCAAAAUGUGUUUAUGUGAGCUGUCACUGUGGGGAACCAAGUGCUUUGUCAUAUAGCUGAUUAUGAACUAGUCACGUGUCUGGGAGUCCUACUGAUGUUCCUUAAUGGGAGAAAAAUUCUGCUGGUUUUAACACCUGUCCUUUUGCUAUGCAUGGUAUCCAAGGAGUCGGAAAGCAGACCCUGAAAUCUGAGUUCAGGCUCUUUUAAGAAAGGGGCAGUUUAAAGCACGAUGCCUCACAUGGGACAAAGUUCGAAAAUGCCAAAUUCUUAUUUUUUUUUACAAAAUCCAGUUGUGUAAAAUACUAGUACUAUGAGUAGCAAGGGAACAGAAUUGGGUUCAUUGGAAACACUAUCCAACUUAACAUUAAACUUGUCACCAUGAGAUAGCAUUAGCUGCCCAGGAUGCUGCUAUUUAAAAAAAAACAAAAAAAAAGGCAAAACAAAAAAACUCAUUUAUAUGUGUGUAUUUUUUAAAGCUACGAUCUGUUCAAUGUUUUUACAAAUCUGUUUAUAUGACAUUGUUAAAAUAAAGUUGGUCUUUUGACGAGAGGGAGGAUGUCAUGGUCAGUUGCAAUUCUGCCUUUACAAGGCAACUGGGUUGGGGGGUGGGGGGAGUGUGCCUCCUUGACAUUUUGUUCAAGCUAUAGAUUCAGUGGAGCUAUGUCUUGUUGAUUUCAGUUGCUUCGAUGCGUUGUAUUAGGUCUUCAAACAGAAUAAAGGUUGUUUUG